Messenger RNA from Panonychus citri (citrus red mite), 1567 nucleotides. RefSeq lists its product as uncharacterized. The record is from RefSeq and is a predicted model, not a curated record. Lineage: Eukaryota; Metazoa; Arthropoda; Arachnida; Trombidiformes; Tetranychidae. The coding region runs from base 1020 to 1382 and encodes 120 amino acids. Gene Ontology annotation, biological process: DNA replication. The transcript has 3 exons. Gene Ontology annotation, molecular function: DNA-directed DNA polymerase activity.
AUCCAUGUUGAUUGUUGACUGUUGUCAUUUUCACUUUGCAAUUUUAGCUACACUCAAAAAAGUAGGAGUGGUAAUAAGAAGCUUAUCAACCAAUCAGAAAGAGAAAAAGAAAGAGAAGACAAAUUCGGGAGGAGUUUCUCUAUACAUGUAUGUACAGUUGCCGUAGCUUAGCUACAAGUCUUCAGUCGCGGAUGAUGAUGGGGAAGAGGAAAAUGAUGAUGAUGAUGAUGAUGUAUAAGAGGAUGAAGAAAUCAUGAAGAGAUGAUAACAAAGAAUGAUCUUUGUGAGAGCCACUUAGCAAGUAAUUGUUUUUGGGUUCUCGGUAUAGUUCAUUCCGAUCUCUAAGAUUUUACUUUUUUUUUGGAAAUUUCCCACGACAAGAGUUAAAUUUUUUUCGUUUAUGAUUCUAAUUACUCUCAAUUUGCUUAUGAUUGGUCAUUAGUGGUGAGCGAAUAUUAGAAGAGAUAUUCUUCCAGGUAAAUUGUAUCAACAAGUUGUUGAUGAUAUUCACGAGAGAUUGAAACAAAUCAUCUCUCAUCGUAUGAAAUAAAAUAGAUUCACUCCUGAGCAGUUGAAACAUUUUGACAGUUUCCGAGUUUUUUACCCUCAAGAUGGAAAAGGUUUUCUCCAUGUGAAUGUUGCCCUCCGAUGAGAUUCUAGUGAGGAGGUGGAUAGAAAAGUCAAAGCGGGUGGUGGUUUUGUGCCUUACGUAAUUUGUAUUGGCUGAAGUAACGAAAAGAUUAUGAUCUUGGAACGUGAUCGAUUCAGAAUUGAUUCUAUUAAUAGAAAAUAGGAUUAAUCUAAGUCUCGCUCGAUUUCCUCAUUGUAACAUUGAUCUUACUCUCGAAAAGUUUGAGAAUCGAAUCAUCAAUAAUUUCAUCCUCAACUUACGUAAUAAGUGUGAUGAAUUCACAAAGAAUUGGAUAAAGUGUAUUAAUUGUUCAUUCAGAACUCGCUGUUGUUGGGGAUACCAGAGAGGAUUGAAAAAGAUUCUCGAAUGUCCAAAAUGUAGUGAAGACAUGGACCAGGAGGUGACUGAUAAAAACUUUCACUAUCAACUUUUAUUUUAUGAAACUCUUCUUGAUCGAGAAGGAGCUUUAAAUUCAUUGUCAAGUGCAUCCGAAAAAGCUGAAUUGGAGACGAAAACUGCUUCAUGUACCUCUUUGUACCAAUCGCUCUACCAAUUAGUCCGCUCACUCCGUCUCACAAUGUCUUAUACCGAUGUUAAUCUUCCAACAUUUUCCAUUCCCAAUUGUUCAGUUGCAUUAAAAAGCAGAAUAAAAAUUGACCGCUGGUCAAUUUUCACCGAUACUCGAGUGAUGACCAAGCCUAAAGCUUAUAUUAUGUUGUUUAUUAAUGAAAAUCCUAAUCACUUUACAUGAUAAUUAAUCUUGUAUUCGCUUAAAAAUCAAUCAGUUCAUUUGUGUGUAUUUUUAAUCCAAAUUUGUAUUUCAUUUAUUAAUUUCCACCUUUCAAUUUAAUCAUUCUCAUUGUACAAAAGUAAAACUAAUCAUCUUCACGUUGAGAACAUAAUUAAUAGCAAAAGUAAAACUCAUCAAAUCUCAUA